AUGUCGUCCCGCCCUAGAGGAGGCCGCGCCACCGCUGGUCGAGAUGGCCAAGCGACUGAACUUGAAAAUGAUCUACUCACCAGAGCCCUUGAGAGCCUACGGAAGGCCAGGGAUUUCAAUGAAAAAUGCAGAAAGAUCGGCCAAGACAUUAUGAUCCUGGAGGAAGAAAUCAAAGCAGCCGGACACGGAACCCCUGACCAAUAUCGACGUCUGGACGCCCUUUACCGAGAAAACCUCCGAUACGCGGAAAGUGAGAAGAAGGUUCAUGAUGACGACGAUAUCAUCAGCAAUCUUGCAAUCCUAGAGACCAUGAGAUCUAACGAUGAACCGGCUCCUCGCAAUGGCCAGCCCAAAUCACGGAAGCACCAGCGGCCUGCUGUUGACUCGGAAGCCGUUGAGUCUCCUGGGCCCAGCCCAGGGGACGGUCGUCUAGAAAUGAUGAAACGGGUCAAGGGCACCUCCCAACGGAGUUCAAGCACAGCAAGCGUAAAUCGGGCAGCCACCACUGUCAGGGACGAUGGGGGCGAAACGAACAAAGGCCUGCAAGCGGAAAGGGCAGGUACCCUUGUAGCCGGAACCGAAGUCUUUUACAAAUUCCCAAAGGAUCAUCAAGAGCAAGAAGAAGGAGUUGGUAUCCACUGUAUCAUCAAGAAAGUGUGGCAGGAUAAGAAGCCGGUACAAUACGAUGUUAGGGAUCCAGAGGAUGAUCCUUCUGGCAGGCAAACGGUGCGCAAGGCUACAGCCAGAGACCUGGUGCCUAUCUCGCAGACAGCCCCCAGCAACCAACAGUUCUCAGUCGGAACGACGGUAUACGCUAAGUACCCGGAUACCGACACCUUUUACCGAGCUAGGGUCAAGAGCUUCCAGAAACCCAACUACAGUUUGAAAUUUGACGAGGACGUUCAGGAGAUGCUCGUCGAUGCGCGGUUCGUCUUAUCUGCCGGGUUAAAGUAG
Fonsecaea multimorphosa CBS 102226 is the source of this 954-nucleotide messenger RNA. RefSeq lists its product as uncharacterized. The coding region runs from base 1 to 954 and encodes 317 amino acids. The transcript has 3 exons. Gene Ontology annotation, cellular component: SAGA complex. Lineage: Eukaryota; Fungi; Ascomycota; Eurotiomycetes; Chaetothyriales; Herpotrichiellaceae. The record is from RefSeq and is a predicted model, not a curated record.